This is a messenger RNA of Polychytrium aggregatum, 2246 nucleotides long. RefSeq lists its product as uncharacterized. Lineage: Eukaryota; Fungi; Chytridiomycota; Chytridiomycetes; Polychytriales. The transcript is spliced from 2 exons. The coding region runs from base 51 to 2159 and encodes 702 amino acids. The record is from RefSeq and is a predicted model, not a curated record.
GGGGAGGCAGGAAACCAGUAGACGCGGGUGGCAACGGCGCGUGCUCAUGCAUGGGGGCAAACAAACACGUGGGGACUCAUGAUUGGUGCGGAGGGCGAGAGCAUGCGGGACAAUCUCAUUGGUCCGUUGUGAUGCUGGUCAUCACACGUAUCGACGAAGCACAGAUGACGGCCCUCCGCACACUCUUCCGCGCAGGACCAGGGACAUCGAUAGGAGCAAUGCACAUCAGCUGUGGACUACCAAAGAUGUCGAUGCGAGCAAAGAUACUGGCACUCCAGACAUGGGCAAGAUGGGACGACGAGAUCGCAGACAACUCAAAGAUGAUAUCGAUCGUCCUCAGAAACACCCGCUCACCCCCGUUCACAGGCGAGCAAUUCCUUGGACACAAGCUGUUGCAAGACAAACACUGGCAACGACUAAUGGCCAGGCAGGACACCAAUCCUGAAUUGACAGCGACCGAGGCCUUCCUUGGAACGGAAGCGUCGGCCUUAAGGAAGAAGGACAAAACCAUAGGGACACAAAGGAGCUGGUUCCACCCGUUCCUCGACCCCGAUAGACCACUACUCUGCACCAACCCAGAGUGGACACUGCGACUAGCCCGGGACCUACGGAAGAACAGGUAUCUUCGAGCAUUCCCAGACCCGGCUAACGGACGAGCACGACAUCGACAGCGAGCCCAGGCUGCCCAAGAGGACGACUUGGCGAUCCCUCUGCGAGAAGCCAUCCUCACAGAACACAUGAGGACAGCGUUCAAACGAGACCAACAACUCACAGCCGCAUGCACACCGACAACCUCGAUGUCGGCACUGUGGAGAGCCGAGGGAUACACAGGUAGUCAGCCUAUCCUCGAGCUAAUGAUUCGAUGGCGACUUGGGAUAUUCCCAGGACACACCAAGGGAGGAAGCAGACCCUGCCGAUGGUGCUCCAAGAACGGAAUCAAAGUAGACCUUAACCGUUCCCACGCUCAAAGAUGCGUCGACCCCAAAGGCAUCCUGGCAAGAAAGGUCAACGAACUCGCACGGACCCACCCAAGCUGGGUCAAACCCACAGUCGAAGGAGUGGGGCCUAUAGACAUGCUGCUUGACUUGCUGGAGUUUGAAGCCAAGAAGGAUAGAGAAGAGCAACAGCAGCACACUGGUGUGGGAACCCAAACACCAGGGAGAGAGAGACAUGGCAAUAACAAUAAUAAUCACUCGGUGGGGAAGCGAGGGGAGAGACCGGGGCUUUUGAUCGCAUCAAUAGUCUCGGAUACAGAUGAUGACACUGGCAUCAGUGAUGCUGAUGUAGACGACGACUUUGAUGAUCGAGAUCGGCUCUGGAGCUCCCUACCGGGAGUGAUUGCUCGUAUGGGGAGGCUCAGACUCACUGGUCCCGAAGUGGACUCGGACCUUGGCUCUGAAGUCAGCUCAGUGUCAGACUACGACAUUGACUUUGACUUCUUGGUAAGAACCGACCCAACGCCGAGACCAAUCUGGGACGAGCUUGACGAACUGUCUCUCGAUAGUGGAGGACACUACUGCUGGGACACUGACCAGAGUUUGGACUUAGUAUCCCACUCCGAUCAUAGUGGGGACCUAGUGCCUCACUCUGACCUUGGUGGGGACUUAGUACCUCACUCCGACCAGAGUGUGGACUUAGAGCCCCACCACCCCGAACCGAGCUCAGACCUUGCCUCGGGGUCGAACUGGGGAGGAACCUCAGAGUCAGUCUCAGAGUCUGGCUCAGAGUACUCCCCUGAUGGUAACGAAGACAAUGGAGACCGAAACCGGGCCAGGAAGACGAAUAGAAACAUAGUCUCUGGCCUCGAAACCAUAGAGGUUCCCACGCCCUCCCAAGGACGAAGUACUGACCCGAUCCCAGAGUCCGACGAUGACUUGGGACUAGGUCAGACCCCAGGAUACGAGAUAAAUCCCGAGUACCCCUCCCACAGACAAACUCACACUCCCUUGAGGGCAAGUCAAGACCCAACACCGCACAGCAAACCCUGGAGUGGGUUCGAGAUGAUACUGGAGGGAGACUUGGAUAAACCAACCCCCGACAUCCCUGAGCGGGACUUGGAGACAUGCGACUCCCUCUGGGAGUUAUUAGAAGAAGUGUUCACCCGCAUGGCUCGCCGUGUGGGCUGGAGAGUCGGCGAAGGCCGCAACAGGGGUGUAUGAGCGAGCCUGGCCACCCACUGCCGGGUAUCCUGCGAUACUGAUGGCAUGUUGAAUAUUCUUGAAUAUACAACUAUCAAAAAAAAAAAA